AUGGCUAUCCCACGCCCAAUCAACGACAGCACCUUCAACAACAUCCUGCUCAGAACGAGCACACCCGCCCCUGAUGAGAAAGUGCUCAUGUACCUCGAGGGCAUGCGCGGCUCCGGCGAUGGGAGCACGCUCUUGAGUCCUCAUACUGGUCAUCAGCAACUUCCUCGCAGUCAGCUCAGUGGGACGUCGUACCGCCCAGAGGAACAGUAUGCCGAUGAGUACGCCGAGGACGAGAUUAGCUCGGACGUGCAGGAACAGCCCCAGUCUACUCUAGGCUCGCAUGCUGGGCGGGAGCCCGGACCCGAGGAAGAACCUGGGCCGCAUUAUCCUUCGCUUGGGGCUUCCUCGUUUGGACAUCGUGGUCCCAUACCGGGUUCUAGUACCGUCGAGAGCACUCCUAAGAAAGCCGCUGGUGUCCCUCUCCCCAACUCGACUCUUGCUCAGUCGACGACCAAAGUACGAAGCUCCCGGGCUGGUUCCCGCGCUUCUGCCUCUCAACUUGCUGCAUCUGCUAUGAAGGCGGGCACUACCGCUGCAGAGGAACGUCCGAUGUCACCUAAGGCCCCGACCAACUUGAGCAGAGCCAUGUCUCCUGCUCGUCCUGGAUCGAAGAACACUCAUCGCUCAGAGAAGCAAUCGACGGCAUACCCGCCGCUUCCCGAGAGUGUCACCGAGAGCCUGGCCGGUAACCGUUCGCGUCGAGCGUAUUCAAAGGCGCCUUCGCUCUCUCCGUCCGAUUCUCCGUCCAACUUCAAGCCUCCGCGUCCGCAAAGGAUACAAAAGGAGGCGACCUUGCCUCCAGUGCCAGCAUCGGCAUCUGGCGCCUCCGACGCAGAGGCAGCGUCGCGUGUUCGGUCGCACCGCACGGGAGAGGUCCGCUCUCAGGCUGGUGCCGGUGCGUCAGCGAUCCAGUCGGCGGUGUCUGGCGGCGGUCGCUCGCAACGCCCGCAAUCGCCUCCCAGGACCGCGCCUAUCGAGCAGGACCUCAUGCAUGCCGUGAUGACUGGCCAGCGCUCCGUUGUCAACGGAUCCGUUGCCAGCAGCCGCCGUGAGCCACGCGCUGCUUCCAAUGUGACGUCCUCGCGCGUGCAAUCUCCGGAUGAGAUGAACACAGCUGAGCAGGAGAUGGUUCAGAACAUCCUGCUCGGUCGUCCCGCCAUGAGCACCAACCGCACUUCGUACGCUGCGACAUCCGUCAUCGAGCCCAAUCACCUUGCACACUACCACGACGCUCAGCUCUGCAUUCUGCUUCACAAGCUCGAAGACGAGAACGAACAGGAGAUCGUGCGCAAGGCUGUGCGUAAGGCUGUCAAAGAGCGCGUGAAGAAGCUGGGUAUGAAAUUUGAUAACGAGACAAUCAGAGAUUUCCGGAAGUCGUAUCAUGACCACGAUCCUUCCAUUCAUCUCCAACCGCUCUACCCGCAACAGUCGCAAAUGCCUCCCAUCCAGGAGAACCCGGAGUGGGUGCACACGCUACUUGCCCAGAUGCAGAGCCUGCAGGAACAGGUUGCUGUACUUUCGCCCAAGAUCGAUGGCUUACUCAACUCGCCGCCGGGUAGUCAGAGAAACUACGAGUCGGAGGCGUACGCGCAAACGCCCAUCACGCAGACUAUCCACAUUCAGUCGAACCAAACUGGCACCGAGUCUGUGUUUGCGCCCGCGACUGAGGUCGUCGUUGAAACAGAGCUUGGUCAUCCCGAGGAGGAGGAGUACGAAGAAGAGGAAGAGGAAGCUGGUACGGAGGUUGCGCCGGAAACCGCUCCACAAAGUGUAACGCAAACCCGCGGCGUCAGCGAGUAUACAGCUCACCGCGACUCUCCUGGCCAACAGUACCUCGAAGAGGAGCUGUACAAGCUUCGCGUCAAGCCCAGCGGCAGUCAAUCCGCCAUUACCCAUAAGACCUGGGAACUCGCUCGUGAUGAUGGCGAGGAUGAAGAGUAUGACGACGAAGAGGACGACGCGCAUGUUGCCGUCACGGAGUCAGGGAUGCCCGAGAUCCCCGACUCGCAGGGCGGUUAUACCCGCCCGACAUCCCCUCCUGCGCCCUCUGAAAGCCAUCGCGAGGCGCCUCAGCCCGCCGAGAACCAUGGAUGGCACAGUGACUAUACCAACGAGUCGAACCAGCCUCCGCCGUGGCAGCGCAUCCACCAGCGGCUUCUUAACUGGGCCAUCGUCUGGCCAUUGUCGGAGCUGGACAAUGCAUACAACAGCACGCAGCGUGGUAACCAGGUCGAUGAGGUUGCGCUUAGCAUCUGGUCGACCCAAACGUACAAGCGCUAUGUGCGUAGUAAGAUGACAGAUGCUCCCCCAGGACGUGUGGACCGUCUCUUCGUACCUCCGAACAUGGCCGACGCCAUCUCCAAUGCGGUCUUCAACGGGCGUCACGGUGACGCUUCUGGUAUGCUUCGUGACCUCUGGCACCCAUUCGGCCUUGACAACAUGCCCCGUCUGCUCAUUGUCCUCGCUCGCCACCGCUCCGACGCGAACCACUGGGUGGUGCACCGCUUCUCUCUCCCCGACGGGACCCUUACAACCUACGAUUCGUACCCUGAGCGUUGUCUCCCGGACGGCCGCCCGUUGGGAUGGUGGUUCGCGAUCCGUAUCGCCUGGCCGCACGCGACGUACCCAAGCCCCGACAACCUCAUGCAAAAGAUGGUCCGUUUGCACCGACCCAUGCAACUCGGCAUCGAUAACUCGGUUGCGGCCGCCGGUAUCUGGCGCAACCUGCUCAUGGGCUCGCGCGCGGAGCGCAACCUCGACCUCGCUCGCCUUCGCGACCUCAUCAGUACGGAGACGGCCAACUUGCGCCAAAGGAAGCAGCUCGGGAAGCUGACGAUCGGCGCGCCGCGGCCGAACUGGGAAGACAUGAACUGA
Peniophora sp. CBMAI 1063 is the source of this 2874-nucleotide messenger RNA. Lineage: Eukaryota; Fungi; Basidiomycota; Agaricomycetes; Russulales; Peniophoraceae. The record is from the annotation of a GenBank genome assembly.